CAUAUACACACCCCCACUCACCCACCCCUCCACCCCUCCGAGUCAAACUCCACUCUCAAUCCCAAGUACAUCUCUAAAUCGCCAUAUUGGGUACUGAGAAGGUUUGUCUGCAGUUCCUCUCACUACGGGACGAAUUUGACAGAGCGGCUUCAGUUCCUGGCCACUUUGUUUUGAUGAUCCGCGGAGACAACUUUCGGCUUCAAAACACCGCGGCCGUUACCGUUUCCAGCCCGACGUAUGCAUGGCAUAAAUCGUUUUAUGCUUGUUUUGGAUCUUGCUCAGCUACGAGGAGAUACCCGUUGUUUUUGAGCGGUGGGUUUUUCUUUUGAAAACUGGACGCUGCAGGCUGUUUGAAAAAAUUCUGUCUUAAUUUAGGGGGAAAUGUCAGAUGUUCGACUAUCAAACGGGAGCCCGACUUUGGAGCGGACGGACUCCCGGGUGUCGGAUCACCCAAAACCGUCAGCUUGCAGAAGCCUCUUCGGCUCGGUGGAUCACGAAGAGUUAAAGAGGGAUUUAAAGGGACAUUUGCGGGAGAUGGAGGAGGCUGCCUCCGCCAAGUGGGGCUUCGACUUCGCCAAUCACACGCCGCUGGCCAACGGCAGGCUCAAGUGGGAAUUAGUGGAUUGUAGAGACGUCCCGGAUUUCUACAACAAGCAACCGCGGAGGGAGAAGAGAGUCUUCUCUGCUGGGAAUAACAAUGUGGAUCUAAAUGGGAAUCAUAACUGUGUUGUGGUGGCUCCGAGCGAAGACACCGACAGGUCUGACGCGCAGAUGGAGUGCACGGAACAGUGCACCGGGCUGAGGAAAAGACCUGCACGUCACGAGCCCUCGGCCCAAAAUAAGAGGUCACACACCAGCUCAGAUGAGGUUACUUGUCCAAGCCUGGGCCACUCUACAGAACACACACCCAGAAAGACCAGUCCCAAGAGGCAAACGUGAGGGCCUGGAACGAGCCGAAGAUGUUAUUUCCCCUGUUACGUGGGAAACCUCAGUGUUGGCCGAUUUUGGAAGAGGAACUACACAGCAUCAGAAACAUAUCAACUCUCCUGAAGAUGGGGGAGGACGCUGUUGAAGCACUGAAUAGAAACACUAAAGUUGUGGCACUCAAUUAAAAAGUUACUGCCUCUAAAAGCAGUCAAUGUAGCAGUAUGCAAUUAGGUUUGAUUUCCUUUUUUGCUCAUUUUUUUACUACCUGUGUGUAAAUAAAUAUACAUAUUAUAUUA
Molecule: messenger RNA, 1223 nt
Organism: Perca flavescens (yellow perch)
Lineage: Eukaryota; Metazoa; Chordata; Actinopteri; Perciformes; Percidae
Gene: cdkn1bb
Product: cyclin dependent kinase inhibitor 1Bb
Exons: 3
Coding region: 382-939 (185 amino acids)
Biological process (GO): G1/S transition of mitotic cell cycle; negative regulation of cyclin-dependent protein serine/threonine kinase activity; negative regulation of mitotic cell cycle
Cellular component (GO): cytoplasm; nucleus
Molecular function (GO): protein-folding chaperone binding; cyclin-dependent protein serine/threonine kinase inhibitor activity
Source: RefSeq, a predicted model, not a curated record